GACUUUUGACAAUUUAUGGAACGCACUCACGUCCAGCCACCACGUGAGACCAAAUUUACAGUUUGACAUUUAAUUGAAUAAAAAAACAACAAGAAGAUAGUUACAAAAGAAUAAAACUAAAUAUAAAAUGGGCCAACAGGAAGAAAAUCACGUGAAAAUGGAUACAAAUCAAAGUGAAAAAAAGAUAGAUUACAAAAAUAAAAUUGUACUAGCGCCCAUGGUGAAAAUCGGAACACUUGCAACACGAUUGCUUGCAUUGCAAUACGGUGCUGAUCUUGUUUACACCGAAGAAAUUAUCGACUUCAAGUUCUUAAGAACCUAUCGCCACGAAAAUGAAAUUCUAGGCACGGUGGAUUUCAUUGAUAAAUACAAUGGAAUAAUUGUAUUUCGAACAUGUCCAAAGUUGGAAAAAGGAAAGGUUGUAUUGCAGCUGGGAACGGCAAAUGCUGAACGGGCGUUGAAAGUGGCCAAAAUGGUGGAAAACGAUGUGGCUGCCAUUGAUAUUAAUAUGGGCUGCCCAAAGGAGUUCUCGUUAAAAGGUGGAAUGGGAGCGGCCUUACUAACAGAUCCAGAGAGAGCGAAAAGCAUAUUGAAUCUUCUUGUGGAAAAUCUUAAAAUUCCGGUUACAUGCAAAAUUCGGAUUUUAAACGAAUUAGAUGAUACACUCAAAUUGGCUAAAGAGCUGCAGUCCACUGGAAUCAGUGCAAUCGGAGUACAUGGACGCAGAAAACAUGAGCGGCCACAACACGCAAACAAUCCAGGAGCAAUACGAAAAAUAGCCGAGCAUUUGACGAUUCCAGUUAUAGCGAAUGGUGGAUCUCGUGAUAUUGAAACAUACAAUGACAUCUUAAAAUUUCGAGAUGAAUGUGGAGCUACGAGUGUUAUGAUUGCUCGAGCAGCCGAAUGGAAUACUUCAAUUUUUCGCAAAGAAGGAAAAUUGCCAUUAGACGAAGUUAUAACGGAGUAUUUAAAGUUUUGCAUUGAAUAUGAUAGUUCGCCAAAUAUUACAAAAUACUGUGUACAAAUGAUGCUUCGUGAAUUACAAGAAACGCCAAGAGGGAAGAAGUUUUUGGAGUGCCAAACUUUAGAUGAAAUUUGUGAUAUCUGGAAUUUGGGUGACUAUUGCCGACAGAAACAACGAGAGUUUGAAGAAAGAGGUAUGCACAUUCGACGGAAUUGUGUGCCAGAUAGCGAAGUUCGAAAGCAAGCCGAUGACACCUGUGCCGACGAUGGUCCAAGUGCAAAGCGACUGAAACCAUUCAACGAUCCGAAUAUUUACACCAGAAAUGUUGCAUACUAUCGAGCUCAUUACACACAUGAAAAUAUGCCAAAAGUGAUUCUUCAUGCACAUGCGAGGAAGAAAGGUCUUAACAUGCCGACAUAUUCGACGACUCAAGAAGAUCGAUUAUUCCAAACGAUAAUUACGUUUCAAGACCAAAAGUACGCCAGCUCGUAUUGGGAAAAGAAUAAACGAUUCGCUGAACAAGGCGCAGCUCUUGUAUGUUUGCUUAAACUCGGUUUAGUUAAUAAAGAAGAUCUUAUUAAAAAUGGAAGCCUCACGAAAUAAACUUUUUAAAGAAUUCGAAUAAUA
Molecule: messenger RNA, 1591 nt
Organism: Contarinia nasturtii (swede midge)
Lineage: Eukaryota; Metazoa; Arthropoda; Insecta; Diptera; Cecidomyiidae
Product: tRNA-dihydrouridine(20) synthase [NAD(P)+]-like
Exons: 7
Coding region: 128-1567 (479 amino acids)
Biological process (GO): tRNA dihydrouridine synthesis
Cellular component (GO): cytoplasm
Molecular function (GO): tRNA binding; tRNA dihydrouridine synthase activity; flavin adenine dinucleotide binding
Source: RefSeq, a predicted model, not a curated record